CAAUGUUUAAAAGGUUCCAAAUCUAUAUACAUACGCUCAACUGAUUUACCAAUACCGCUUUGUAAAGGUGAACUGAUAUGAGUUCUGCUAAACCGAUUGCGAAGGAAAUACCUUCGAAGUAUGCUCAAAAUCUCUCUCCCAGUGACUCGAACAAUGAGGAUGAUCUCGUAGAAAGCGAACAGCCGUAUUGCCCCGCCUCCCUUUUCCCUCCAAAUCACGAAAAGAAAGCGGAAGAUAUCCUGAAUCUCUCUAAAGCACCUCGACCAGAACGGGAGUUCGGCGAUGAUGACGCUACGAAACCUGGUCUUGGAUUGACACCAUCGAAUUCUGAAAAGUAUCAGAAUCAGAUCGCUCGUUACCUCUUCCAAGGAAGUUAAGCGUUAUAUAUUCGUCGGUUCUUGUUCUCAAGAACUACGAGUCUCACUAAUGUUGGUUGAAUUUAGAUAGCGAGGCUUUCUUUUUUUAAGUGGAACUCCGUUUAACCAUAAUUAUAUAGGGUCCAUGUAUAAUCAAUUAACGAGUUUUGCAAUGCUAUUUCAUGUGACAAUGAGUUUGUUGAGGGGUUAGUUUUACUAUGGUACUAAAUUAAGUUUUGAUUGAGAGAA
Molecule: messenger RNA, 605 nt
Organism: Schizosaccharomyces japonicus yFS275
Lineage: Eukaryota; Fungi; Ascomycota; Schizosaccharomycetes; Schizosaccharomycetales; Schizosaccharomycetaceae
Exons: 2
Coding region: 78-377 (99 amino acids)
Source: RefSeq, a predicted model, not a curated record